AUGUCGCCGUACACAUUGAAAUUUCUGGAAGUAGCAGUAGUAGCGUUGCACUCCGACCAUCUACUGGCUAUAACAAGAACUGGUGACCGUGUUAUUCGGCCCGAAGGACCAAGCGCCAAUCCCCCUCACAGAGAUGAGUUAGCAGAAACUGAUGCAGAGGAUGACAAUGAAGAUGAAAGCUCCAAAACUUAAAAAAAUAUAUAUUUUUUACUAGUAAUUAUUUCAUAUUUUCUUUUGUAACGUUAUUUUGUGUUUUUUUUUAAUAAUAAAC
Messenger RNA from Acanthoscelides obtectus, 271 nucleotides. The record is from the annotation of a GenBank genome assembly. NCBI's taxonomy places the organism in Eukaryota, Metazoa, Arthropoda, Insecta, Coleoptera, Chrysomelidae.